This is a messenger RNA of Strongylocentrotus purpuratus (purple sea urchin), 1030 nucleotides long. RefSeq names its product phospholipase A2 AP-PLA2-II-like. The coding region runs from base 207 to 890 and encodes 227 amino acids. The record is from RefSeq and is a predicted model, not a curated record. Gene Ontology annotation, biological process: lipid catabolic process; phospholipid metabolic process; arachidonate secretion. Lineage: Eukaryota; Metazoa; Echinodermata; Echinoidea; Camarodonta; Strongylocentrotidae. Gene Ontology annotation, molecular function: phospholipid binding; calcium ion binding. The transcript has 5 exons.
GACUCUUCAUAUCACUGGUUUGAAUCUAAACGUCGAACGCAUCUGAUCGCAGAGCUUCAUGAGAGUCGCUCACUGUCUAACGAAACUUUCAGCACUAUAUAACUGGGCCUGUAGCAAGCUCCCCCAUCACUAGUUCAUCAGUAUUAUUAUCAGUGUCACACAUUUUUUUUGGAGGAAUAAAAAGAGAACAGAACCAGAUAGUCAAGAUGACGAUCGAUAAAAAAUGGGUGAUAUGCAUUGUCUUCACAUCUCUAAUUGUUGUUGCAGCAGUCGUCACACCUGUGGUGGUGAUGAUGCAGAAGUCGGAGGCCGGGACUAGCGGGGUGAACGACCCUUACCUGUCCGCUGGACAGGGAGCUGCUCUUACAGAUCAGGAGCAGAUGAUGGGGGCGCAUGAAACUGGAAUGGGAGGGGCAGUCGGCGGGGGAGCCGCCCCUAACGGCGCAGCCAUGGGCCCCAGUGAGAUGGUGGUCCAGUUUGGAGGCAUGGUGGAAUGUUUAGUGAGAAGGGGGUCCCUCGCCUACAAUGGCUACGGCUGCCACUGCGGGUUAGGAGGCAGUGGCAAACCCGUUGAUGCUACCGACAGAUGUUGUCAGGUGCAUGACCGGUGUUACAGCCAGCUGAAGAAGCAGGGUAUCUGCAAAGGAGACAAGUCGGUCUAUUUCACCUAUUACAAGUCUAAUAUGAACAAUUGUGACACCCCCAAUGCUAAGAUAUGGUGUGCCAACCAUCACCAAUACUCGUUCUUUGAUAGCAUUCUCUCCGGCCAGCAGCCCCGAUGUGCCGCAGCUCUCUGUCACUGCGACCGUACAGCCGCUCUUUGCUUUGCCCGGCAUAGUAACAGCUACAGCCUGAACUAUGCGUCUUAUCAGGCUAAGAAGACUUGUUAGCUGUUGCCGAUUUAAGUUUAAACAUUCCAUCCAUUAAUUUCUAUUUGUAGUGCCGCCAUAAUGCUUGUCCUUUUCAUCAAACUUAAUUUAAUCAAAAAUAUGUUUAGAUUUUCAAUUACCUCCCCCUCCCCCCCCCCCAA